Messenger RNA from Paramisgurnus dabryanus, 1415 nucleotides. The record is from RefSeq and is a predicted model, not a curated record. NCBI's taxonomy places the organism in Eukaryota, Metazoa, Chordata, Actinopteri, Cypriniformes, Cobitidae.
AGUUUGAUAUAUAUAAAUAUGAGAACAUGAAUAAAAUCAUAUCACUGUAUUAUUUACAACAGUGGUUCUCAACUCCAGUCCUCGCCCCCUUGUUUUUUUAGUAUCACCUGUGUUUAUGCUCCACACAGUUGGUGGCGGUAAUAUGUGAGUUUUGUUUUUGCGAUCCAUCAGAAAACAAAGAUGAAAACCGCGUUCACAUUUCAGCGUGCAGUUGAAAAGAAGGGAUUAUGGAUUCUGAAGACCAUAAUAAGGUUCACUUAUCAGUGAAAGAUGUGCAGGACACUCUUGAGGCAUACCAGUGCCUCAAGUGCACAAAAUUUCACUGUCCGCUUUGUCCUAAGGACAAUAUAAAAUUUGAUGAACUUCCAGGCAACAGGCCACCUUCAGACCCAUUUAUCUUGGGUGGUAGUACAUGGGUGUUUCAAAAUCUAUAAAUGCCACCUCUUGUGUCGCAUAACAGCUCACUACCACUGUUGUUACUGUGACAAAACAGUAAUACGUCGGACUGACUUUACAAAACACCUGCUUAUUCAUACAGCAGAUAAGAGUGCAGGUGGACAAGCCACCAGGACUGUGGCUAAUAACCAGGGCGAAAAAUCGUUCACUCUGGUUCAUGGACUAGCUGACCAGCCAUCAGCAAUGGCCAGUGAGCGGAGGGAUCAGCAGCCCACCAUGGUCUGUGGACCAAGUGACCAUGAAAUGACACACAAAAUUACACUAUUGCUACUGGACCUAACAAAAACCAAUCAACAUCUGUACUUCAGGAACAAACCGGCAUUCUAUCAGAAGCUUCGAACAGCAUUCACACAGAAGGGGUACAACCUGUCAACAGAAAAAAUUCGCAAAAAACUUUCAAACAUGUUAACAACCUACAAAAGGGUGAAGGACAGACGACGUGCCACUGGUGAGGGGAAGAAUGCCUGGGAGUACUAUACACUAAUGGAUGAGUUAUUUGGCUCAUCAGGGAUUGGCACUGCACCACCUGGGACAAUUUACUCCACGCUGCUAUUUUCGGAAGAAACAUCCUCAAACAAAUCCACUACACUUCAAGACCAACGACCCCCACCCGUUCAAGACCAGCCGGCUGAGGAUGAACAUCCUGGAACCUCAGCAAUGCAGAGCACAACCAAUCUUACCAGCAGGCAAAGGAGGCAAACGCAAUCCUCUCAGUUUUUGGAGUCGUAUGAAGCACAUGCAGAAAGGAGGACUGCUGUGCUUGAGACACUGGUGAAGCCUGACUUGGAGAGAUGGCGGCGACUAAAGGAGAGGCGUAGGCGAUCCUUUGAAAGGAAGAUGCUGACCAGCAUGGGAACAAUUGUGGAAGAGCUAAAAAAAAUAAGUAAACAUCAAGAGCAAAUUAUACACCUAUUACAAAAUCAACCUCAAUAAAAUGUUUUCAAAAAUAAACAUUGCAU